CAAAGCUCUUCACCCACCAAAGCAUCACAUACUCUUUUAACUUCUCUUCUCAUCUUUAUAUUUUUCCUUUUUAACUUUAUCAUUUCGAAAUGGCCACCGAGGAUCAACAAGUGAUUGCUCCAGCAGCAGAGAACGUUGAGGUGCCAACAGAGACGGUGGAGGUGCCAGAAGUGACGGAACAGCCGGAAGAAGUCGUCGCCGCGACAGAGUCUGCUCCAGACGCGGUAACAGAAGAAGAAACCGAAGCACCAGUGGAAGAAACGAGCAGAGAUGUGGUUGUGGAAGAGGCAGAGGAAAAAGAAGAAGAAGCAGAGGAGCCAAAGGUAGAAGAGGAAGAAGAGAAGACAGAGACUCCAGAGGUUGUGGAGGAGCCAAAGGAAGAAGAGAAGGAGGAGGAGACUGAAACUCCAGCUGUUGUGGAGGAGGAGAAGAAGUCUGAGGAAGAGGAAGCUGUGGCUGCUGAGGAAGUCGCCGCCGAGAAGACCGAAGAGUAAAGAGCAAGAAACUAUAUAUGACCUUCUUUGGUCUCAUGAUUUCGUUGUCAUUUUUCAAUUUAUAUUUUAUCAAAAUUUCAUAUGUAUUUUCUAUCGUUUGUUUGGGCUUAUAUAUGAUGAUGUAAUCAGAUAUUUGGUUAUGAUGAAAUCAGAUAUUUGGGUGUUUUGAUGGUUGCUACACAUUGUUUACAUGCUUGGUCGUAGCUAUAAAGUUUACAAACA
Molecule: messenger RNA, 716 nt
Organism: Eruca vesicaria subsp. sativa (arugula)
Lineage: Eukaryota; Viridiplantae; Streptophyta; Magnoliopsida; Brassicales; Brassicaceae
Source: the annotation of a GenBank genome assembly